AAGAAAAAUUAUGAAAUAACUAAAAUCAAAUUAUGUUUAAUCAGUGAGCGAGAGAACUUGACCGCAAUUAAUUUCCACCUACUACUAAAGAAUAAAACCUAUCAAUUAAAUGUCAACCCAGCUGGCCAAAUUGAUUGCUUUAAAGCAGAAUCUUAUCUCCUUUGUGCUAACACUGAGACUCAAACAAAAGGAACAUCAAUUGCUCUCCAGUUUUACAGCCCUGCGCAGCAUUCCAAAAGCUAAAGCUAAUAACAAGGUAUUCGAAUCGCGUCGUUGUCGCACUGCUAACAGUUGUGUUGGACAUAUCGUCCGAAUUGCUGCACUUAUUGGGCUUCCUGUUGUGUACAACACUCCUGCAACCCCAUCCCUACCACCACUGUCACCACAAUUAAUACAACACCUCCGAAUGGCAGAGGAAUCAAGUCUUGAGAGUGUUCUGCAGAAUGCUGAUCAACUAUUCGAUGAAAACCACUUUCAAGAAGUAGUGGAUGUCCUCGACAAAUACAAGGAUCAAAAUCAACCCGAUAUCCAAUGGAGAAAAGCCAGGGCGACAUUUUCCGUUGCCAAAGCAACCAAGGACAAGAGCGAGAAAGAAAAAUUGAUAAAGAAUUCACAUGAACUGAUUAAGGCUGCUGUUGCAGCGGACCCCGUUAAUUUUGCUGCCCACAAAUGGAUGGCAAUCAUAAUGGAUGCUGCUGCCGAACUCCAGGGUAUCAAGGCAAGAAUAUUGCAAUUGGAUAACAUUAAAUUCCAUAUGAGCGAAGCGGUUCGUUUGAAUCCAGAGGAUCCAACUUCAUGGCACUUGAUUGGAGCCUACGAAUACGGUCUGGCAGAGUUAUCGUGGAUUCAAAGGAAACUAGUUUCUACGAUAUUUGCCUCACCACCGACCGGUUCCUUCGAAAAGGCUCUGGAGAGUUUUCAGAAGGCUGAGUCUCUGAAAGAAGGAUUCUACUCGAACAAUUGGUUAAUGAUUGCAAAGUGUUAUAUGGCAUUGAAGCAAAAUGAUAAAGCGAAAGGAUUUCUAGAGAAAGCUGCCAAUUGUGCUGUGUUAAAUGAAGAUGAUAAGAAAUGCAAGGAGGAAGCUGUAGCUUUACUACGAAAACUAUAAAUUUUAUACUGCCAUUUUAUAAAUAUAAAAACAAAGGAAUUUACUAAUAGCACUUUCAAAUAAAUGUGGAUGAACUUGUUGUUGUCUGUGAGGUUUAAAAUGCUUACAAUUUUUGUUUAUUUUUAAAACGAUGUACCUACUACUAAUUUUCGCAUAUGAUUUUUUAGACAAAUUUGAUAUUCAUACUUUAUUAAAAUAAAAAGAAAUGUA
This is a messenger RNA of Eupeodes corollae, 1318 nucleotides long. RefSeq names its product regulator of microtubule dynamics protein 1-like. The coding region runs from base 110 to 1108 and encodes 332 amino acids. The record is from RefSeq and is a predicted model, not a curated record. Gene Ontology annotation, molecular function: microtubule binding. Gene Ontology annotation, cellular component: mitotic spindle pole; spindle microtubule; cytoplasm. The transcript is spliced from 4 exons. NCBI's taxonomy places the organism in Eukaryota, Metazoa, Arthropoda, Insecta, Diptera, Syrphidae.